ACAUUCGUACACAAACAUACAUACAUAUAUGUACAUUACACUAUGCGAUUUUAGAAUUAAUGUAGUCCUAAGUUACAUCUGUCAUUAAAUUGAUUACAUAAUCUAUCAUAUAGAUCGCCUAUAGGCAACCUAUAGCAUAUAUUUAUAUUUUAAUUUAACCAAAUAUGUUACCAUGAAGAUUGAAAUUUGAGCACGACACUCUCCCAUCGCUAUCGAUAGUAGUACACUGUUAUCGAUAUCGAAAUGACUGCCGGCUUAUUAAACAGAUUCGAAAAACUUGCCUACUUUUGUGUUUAUAUUGCUUAUAUUGUUAUUGGAUUAUAUAAAAUCUAUGCGUUAAGGGAUCGUAUACUAAGCACGACUGACUUCCAAUUCGCUGAUGGCUGGAGGCUGCUCCAACGGGCUGACGUGGCCCCCAAGCGUGACGACAGUAAUGACGAAUUGGAGAACUUUGCUGAUUUCAUAGCCAAAUUUUGGCCUUUCUACCUGUUGCAUGCACUUGUGAGUGGUGUCUCGCGCUGGAAAUGGGCCCACUUGCGCCAGUUCGGACAUGUUGCAGUCUGCGCAUUGGCAAUCGUCCUCAAUAUGCAUUGGACAUCCAUGGCUAUGUUUGGGUCUCUGCUGGUCAGCUAUUAUCUGAUAACUCUGUACGCACGAUCAAAACUUGCGACUUGGCUGCUAACCGCUGCCUGGAUCGGGGUCCUUAACGUUGCCAAAAACAGCAAAUGGUGGCUGUCUCAAGUUGGAUAUGAAGAGUAUGUCUUGUUAAUAGUUACCCUCUCCUGGAGUUUGUUACGUGGCUGCAGCUACUCCUUUACUGCGACUGGCUCGAAAAAUCUAUUUGAGUACCUGGCCUAUACCAUGUACUUUCCUUGCCUCACCUAUGGACCGUUCAUUAGCUUUGAGCGCUUCAAGCAGCAACCCACGGGCAAAGAUCUGUCUCCGAACUGGAGCUUCUUUGUAGCUCUGCUGCGCGUUGUCUUUUGGUGGCUGGUCAUGCAGUGGUCCCUGCACUACUUCUACAUCAACUACAUGUCACGGGAUGUGCGCGCGGUGGUUAUGAUGGAGUCGGUAUUUUGGCAGCAUGCCGCCGGCUACUUCAUGGGGCAGUUCUUUUUUAUAUUCUAUGUGAUUACCUAUGGACUGGGAAUUGCGUUUGCCGAGUAUGAUGACAUUGCGGCACCAAGGCGACCACGCUGUAUUGGACGCAUUCAUUUUUACUCGGACAUGUGGAAGUACUUUGACGAGGGACUCUAUGAGUUUCUCUUUAAGCACAUUUACGCUGAGUUGUGCGGCCGGAAGUCGUCCCCAGCUGCGAAGCUUUGUGCCACAGCACUGACUUUUUCAUUUGUAUUCAUCUGGCAUGGCUGCUACACUUAUGUACUGAUUUGGAGCGUACUUAAUUUUGUUUGCCUGGCCGCGGAAAAGCUCUACAAGACAUUUGUGUCGAAGCCUGCCUAUCAAAAUUGGUCACUCAAUCACUUUGGGUCUGCUGGCGCACAAAGAUUGCAUGCGAUUCUUGCCACCCAACUGUUUAUACCCGCUGCCUUCUCCAACGUUUACUUCAUUGCCGGUCAGGAAGUCGGCGGAUUUCUAAUGCGCGGCGCCUACUUAAGCGGCAUAGGCAACUACUUGGCAUUGAGCUUUUGCAGCUACUGCUUCUUCCAAUGCUCAGAGGUCCUGCUGACCAGGUCCUCCAAGGACAAAAUGAAAGCAACUUAGAUUUCUAAUUAGAUGUAUAAGACUGUAUUAAACGUCAACUAUUGUAUUGUUU
This is a messenger RNA of Drosophila hydei, 1774 nucleotides long. RefSeq names its product protein-cysteine N-palmitoyltransferase Rasp (gene rasp). Gene Ontology annotation, cellular component: endoplasmic reticulum. NCBI's taxonomy places the organism in Eukaryota, Metazoa, Arthropoda, Insecta, Diptera, Drosophilidae. Gene Ontology annotation, biological process: protein palmitoylation. Gene Ontology annotation, molecular function: palmitoyltransferase activity. The transcript has a single exon. The record is from RefSeq and is a predicted model, not a curated record. The coding region runs from base 244 to 1722 and encodes 492 amino acids.